AUGCACUUAUAACUUGCUGUAACUUUUAAUUCAAUUCAAAUUUAGCUUACUGAAGAUAAUCAAUAUAUGAGAUUGUAGAAACUUUCAUUAGGAAUUAAGGAAUUUGCAUAAAGUUUACCAAAUUAAUAAUAUUUUACAAAUAUUUCAUCAUUGAAGCUAUGUAUAUAUAUAAUAAUAUAUUAAAAGUAAUAUGUGCUUAUCCAUUUUAACAAUACAGUGUGGAAUUGAUUAUUUCAAUUCUAUUUGAUAGAUUUAAGGAUGAUUAAUUUAUUUCUACAUUCCACUAAGCAAUUUCAGAAGUAGCUUAACUAUAAGAAUAAAGAGAAUUUUUAAGUUAAAGAUCAUUCUCUGUUAAAUCCUCUCGAUUUACAAUUAUGUAGAUUAAUAAUAUAUAUUAGAAAAAAUGCAUCAGUAGAUGUGAGAUUGAAAUAAUAAAAUGUAUCCUUUGCAAAAACUGUAAUUGAAAAAUUAUUGAUCGCUAAAAAGUUUAGUAGUGGAUACCUAAAAUAAUUAUUUUAGUAGGCCAAAGAAUUAAAUAUGGAUUUAGAAAAAAUGGCUAAAAUAUUUAAAACAUUUAUAAUAAAUACAAAAGAUUAAGAAUUUAGAUAUUAGAUUAUAUCUAUUUUUGAUAUCUGUAAAAAGGAUAUAUUUGGUGAUCGUCAAUGGAUUACAACAUAUUAUGAAGAAAUUGAAUAAUGUAAUAACUAUGAACUUAAUUUUAGAUUUUUUAUAAAAUCAUAUAUAAAAUUCUAUAGACUUUGUAUCAGAUAAAAACUUAAAAAUCAAUUUAACAUUAAUUGAUGAUUCAUAGAACUAUGAUAGUGAUGAUAAUUAGGAAGAUAGUAUUGAUGAUUAAAUAUAAAAAUGGCUAUUUGAAACAAAUACAUACGAUAUUUUAGAGAGAGAGAAUAUUUUUAAGAAACCUGAAAAUUAUGAUGAAAUUUUAAAGUAUAUUACUUAACCUGAAAAAGUUGAAGUUUAUAAAAAAUGGGUUAUAUAAUUUUAUAAUAAUUAUAGGCUCAAUAAUCUGAUAUAAAUUUAUAAAAUGAUGAUCCAACAUAUUAUAAAAUAUACGGAAAAUCAUUAAAACAAGAAGAAACCAUACGAUCAUAUAAAGCCCUUUAAGUUUUAAUUAAAGAGGAUAAUAUUUAAUUUUUUGAUCAAUUUGUUUAAUAAAAUGUCAUUUAGAUUUGUAACAUAAUAUUUAAAUCUAUAGUUAAUGGAGUUUACAACUUUAUUAAUGAUUAGAACAAUAAUAUGAAUCUUAAUCAUAUUGCAAAACUUAUUGAAAUAACAUUAAUGAAACAACCAAAGUUGAGUAUCGUGUAAAUAGUUGAUUUAAAUCUUUAUUUUUCAUUAAGUCUCUACAUCUACAAUUCUAUGAUAUAGUAAAUUUUAGAGAGUAUGUAUAUUUGAUAUCUAGAUAUAAUUAAUAUUAAAAUUGACUAUUAUUAAUUAGGACAUUUCUUUUAGGAAUAAAUAUGGAAAUAUUUGUGUAAAACAGAAUGGUUUACAUUUAUAGUCUAAAGAGUUUAUAAAGAAGCAGUAAAUAUGAACAUGAUACAUAAAGAAGCCAAAACAGAAGCUAUAAUAAAUAUUUUAUCUAUACUAAAAACACUUUCAUCAUAAAAUUAAAUACAAAUUAAAUCAACACUUAUGAAUAUAGAGGAAAAAGAAUAAUUAACUAAUUUAUUGGGAGUAUUUUAAUCAGGUAAAAGCACUUAAUAAUAUUAUACAACAAAUUAAUUUAAUUGGCAAUUAAAUUAAGAGAUUAAUGAGUAUAUCUCAACCAAAGAAUUCAUUACAAGAGAUUUAGAUAACCUAAAUAAAUUUAUCUAAGAAAGAAAGAAUAAUACUCAAUUAAAAUAAUAUUAUUUAGAUCUCCAAAUGAAAAGAUCAACUAAAACAAAUAUUAAUAACACAUAAAAUAAUAUAAAAGAAUAGGAAUAAAUUAUAUUAAACACAUCAAUGGAAUUUCCUGAAACAAUUAAAAAUACAAUAACAAAAAAUAAUAAUAUUAUUAUUAACACAAGAAAAAGCUAAUCAAAAGCUAUAUUAAAAUUAACUUAUUCAAGUUCUCAAUAAUCAUCUUCAACUUAAAUUAUAGACUCCCCGUAUUUAGAAUCAAAUGAUAAAUAUUAAGUAUAAGUUUCAAUAGAAGAACACUGUCCUUCCAGUUUUAAGAGAUAAUAAUAGAAAUCAAUAUUUUUAUAUUAUUAACCCAACUUCAGAUAAAAAACAGAACGAAACUGUACAAAUGAUGGAUUUUCUAGUUCAAAACUUAAAAUAAUAUAUCCAAGUUAUAAAACCUAAAUUUCACAUAUAUAAUAUGAAAAUUAACUUCAAUAAAUUUAGAUAGAUUAAAAAUACUAUUAUUAAGGAAUAAUAUUAUUGCUUCAUACUACUAAAUCAAUAAUAGAAUAUCUUAAUAAUAAUAAAGUUAAACUUACCUUAAGUACAUUAGAUAUAUCAUGCAUGUCUAAAUGUUUCUUAAGUUAACAUUUUAUUGAUAGAUGUUUUUAAAUUUAUUUGUUGAAUAUUUUGGAAAAUUAACCAUAUGAUUCAAAUUUAUCAGAUGAAUGUGGAAUAUUCAUUAAUUAUAUAUAUGAAAAUGUAACCAAAAUAAAAUGUCUAAAAGAUAAUCAAGUAGAUUUAUGUAACAGUUUUUUAAAUGUUAUUGAAUAUCUUUGUAAAUAAAUAUUUGAAAUGAAUAAAAAUUUAAAUAAUUCUACUAAGCAUAAAUUUAAGAAAUCAUUAUUAAUGACUACUUUAAAUAUAGGAUUCUAGUUAUUUCAAUUAACUUUUAGUGAUUAAAUAGAAAAAUUAAUGAUUUAAUAUAUAAAUGAAAGUGUAUUACAUAUACUAGUGAUAUGGUUUUUUGAUAGUGAUUCAAACAAUACUAUUUAAAGAAACUUUUUUAUGUAUCAUUCAAUCAUUAAAUUUAAGGUUUUUAAACUUAUUGCUGAAUAAAACUCAUCCUGCAAUGAUAUCUACACUUUUUUUUAAAAUAGGACUUAUUUAAUCACUAUAAAAUUCUUACUCUAGAUUUUAUGUUAAUGGAAUCAAGAAUAAUUCAUAUUAUGAAAAUCUCACUUAUUAUAUACAAAAUAUCAUAAAAUUAAUUUAAAAUGUAAAGAUUAUAUAUUAUUAAAGGUUAUACAUUAAAGAAAAUUAAUUUAAAUUCAAAGAAAUUUAGAAACAAUGUAAUCAUGGCACAUUAUCACAGAAAAUAAAUAUUUUGAAUUGACUUAAGCGAUAAUAAAUAAUAAUAUAAUAUAAGAAUAAAUGUCAAAUUAAGAGUAAUUAUCUCUAAAUGAUAAUAAUAAUCAUAGAAGUGAUGAUUUAAAACAAAAAGAAUUUAAAGUUGGAAAUUAGAAAGUAAAUUAAAUAAUAAAAAAAUAGAUUUUAAGUCAUUCUCUCAAAUUAUAACCACUUUGUCCAGGUUUGCCAAAUAAAUGUAAUAAAUAAACUAUUAAUUCUUGA
This is a messenger RNA of Paramecium pentaurelia, 3483 nucleotides long. NCBI's taxonomy places the organism in Eukaryota, Ciliophora, Oligohymenophorea, Peniculida, Parameciidae. The record is from the annotation of a GenBank genome assembly.